Molecule: messenger RNA, 2220 nt
Organism: Lindgomyces ingoldianus
Lineage: Eukaryota; Fungi; Ascomycota; Dothideomycetes; Pleosporales; Lindgomycetaceae
Product: TRP-domain-containing protein
Exons: 3
Coding region: 1-2220 (739 amino acids)
Biological process (GO): transmembrane transport; fungal-type cell wall biogenesis
Source: RefSeq, a predicted model, not a curated record
AUGAGAGUUCAUAGCACGUAUUCUACAAUGCUCGCGCCCUUCCUACUACUAGCAUCCAUGCCUCUAGUUGCCCUCGGUGCUGACGUCCUGAAGACUGACGGCUUCAGCUCCUGCGCCAGCAACUCAGACAUCAAAGUAAACAGGCUGGACAUCGAGUUCGACAAGUCCACGAAGAAGAUUACGUUCGAUGUUGCGGGCUCCAGUAGCAAGGAACAGAAAGUCAUGGCAACCUUGGUUGUCAACGCUUAUGGCAAGGAAGUGUACAGGAACAAGUUCAACCCUUGCGACGAGAACACUAAGGUGCCGGAUCUGUGUCCUGUUCCGAGUGGUAAUUUUGCAGCCAAAGGAACACAGAGCAUCCCCGACUCGUAUAUCUCCCAGAUCCCUUCCAUCGCCUUCAACGUCCCCGAUCUCGACAGCCAGGCUACACUAGAACUCACGGCAGUUGAUGGCGGCCAGCAAUUGGCGUGUAUCACAUCUCAAGUCAACAACGGAAAGUCCCUUUCGGUUCCAGGAGUUUCCUAUGCUGCCGCUGGUAUCGCUGGUGCUGCCCUCGUUGUUUCUGGCCUCUCCGCCCUCGCUAGUGCUGGCCACGCCGGUGCUCCAACACACAGCCCAACCUUCACCGAAGUCAUGGGGUGGUUCCAAUCCAUGGCUCUCAACGGAAUGAUGAGCGUGCAAUAUCCUGGCGUCUAUUCCAGUUUCUCAAAGAACUUUGGUUUCAGUACUGGACUGAUCUACUGGGAGGGCAUGCAAACUUCAAUCGAUGGUUUCCGAAAUAAAACCGGUGGCAACUUGACUGAAGAUAGCGUCAAAUAUCUGAAGACGGCAACCCUCGUUCAUACGAAUCCUGGAAACAUUACCAAGCGAGGUCUUGACACUGUCUUUCUCUGGGGCCGCGACGAACUGCAAACCCAGGUCAACGGAACCCAGAACAGCACCGGAGGAGAUGACAAGGUCCAGCACGCCGUGAAAGGGAUCCAAGGCUAUGUUGAGGAACUUAGCAUUCCUGAUGGUAAUACUUUCAUGACAGUGCUACUCAUCUUUGCCAUAGUCAUCGCCGCCAUCACCGUCGGCAUCCUUCUCUUCAAAGUCAUUCUCGAGACCUGGGCGCUCUUCGGAAGCUUCCCCAAACGUUUAACCAGCUUCCGUAAGCGGUACUGGUGGCUCCUUGCGAAAACCAUCACCAACUUGAUUCUUGUUCUCUAUGGCAUCUGGACUCUAUACUGCGUGUACCAGUUUAAGAACGGAGAUUCCUGGGCUGCCAAACUUCUUGCUGGUAUUACACUAGUCGCUUUCACUGCCAUUCUUGCCUUCUUUACUUGGAAGAUCUGGAGCAUUGCCCACAAGUUCCAAAGGAUGGAGGGCGAUGCCUCGGCUCUCUACGACAACAAGGAAGUCUGGAGGAAAUACAGCAUCUUCUACGAGAAUUACAAGAAGAGCUAUUGGUGGAUCUUCGUCCCAGCAAUUGUCUACAUGUUCGCCAAGGGCUGCGUAAUUGCUGGUGCUGACGGUCAUGGACUUGCUCAGGCCGCCGGCCAGCUGAUCGUCGAGUCUCUUCUUCUCAUUCUCCUGCUUUGGGUUCGUCCAUUCUCUCUCAAGUCUGGUAACUGGAUCAACAUCGUCAUCCAAGUCGUCCGUGUGUUGUCUGUGGUCUGCAUUCUGGUGUUCGUCGAGGAGCUUGGCGUUGCACAAACCACAAAGACAAUUACCGGUCUUGUGUUAGUUGUGAUGCAAGCAGUCUUGACUGGUCUCCUGGCUAUUCUCAUUGCUGUCAACGCCCUCAUCAUUUGCUGCCGCGACAACCCACAUCGCAAGAAGAGGAAGGAAGCCGAGAAAAUGCGCGACCUUGACAAUCUGACUCCUCUCGACGCCCGGAACUCCCUUCUCAUGGACCCUGUUGAAUACAAGAGUACCUCCGUACCCGCUCCAUUCGGCACCCGCGGUGGCUACGAUCCAGUGCCCCUUAGCGAACAACAAGUCGGACCCAGGGGUACUCGACGGUUCCAGGAGGGCCAGGAACACCUUCUAAGCGAGGCGGCGAGCAUUGACGGACAACGAAGCCACAGCCAUACACGAAGCAUCAGCGGGGAUAGAAGUCAGAGCCCGCCAGUUUCAAGGGCACCACGACUGCCUGAAAUUGAUUUAGGUGUUCAGCAAGGUGGAUACCAACAAGGUGGAUACGCUCCCCAGGGAGCAUACCGAGGCAACGCAUACUAG